Molecule: messenger RNA, 2901 nt
Organism: Esox lucius (northern pike)
Lineage: Eukaryota; Metazoa; Chordata; Actinopteri; Esociformes; Esocidae
Gene: ssrp1b
Product: structure specific recognition protein 1b
Exons: 20
Coding region: 348-2534 (728 amino acids)
Cellular component (GO): FACT complex; nucleus
Molecular function (GO): DNA binding; nucleosome binding; histone binding
Source: RefSeq, a predicted model, not a curated record
ACUCACAGCACAGCGUUUAGUUGACAGCUCCAACACUACAGUUGGUAAUGUAAACACGGCGUUAUUGCUAACACGACGUUAUUACAAAUAUGAAAUAUUGUCUGUAAACAGUGGCACCAUUGUAGGAAGCUGUGCCCUAAUGCAUGAGGGUUUUUUCAUAAGGGUUCUUGUAUGCCUCAAUCCCUAUUUUUUGACCGUUGCUUAAGCAUGUUUGGUCUUCUCUCCGGGCCUAUUGUACAAGUUCGGACACUCGAGUCAUUUGGCAUCUGGCAUGCAUAUAGAUUCAGUCCUUGAGAUGAAAACUAUUAGUAAUAGGGUGGCUCUGGAGGACCUGGAGAAAUACUGCCAUGGGCGACGCACUGGAGUUCAGUGACAUUUACCAGGAGGUCAAAGGGUCAUGGAAUGACGGGCGCCUGAGGUUCAGUAAACAGCAUGUGGUCUUUAAGAACAUCAAGACCGGAAAGGUGGACAGCAUCCCUGCUGCGGAGCUGUCUCAGGCCCGGUGGAGACGCGUUUGCCUGGGUCAGGGUGUCAAACUGACCACCAGCACCGGACACAGCUACAGAUACGACGGCUUCAGAGAAGGGGACUUUGAGAAAAUCGCAGAGUUCUUCAGAGCCCACUACAAAGUGGAGCUGUUAGAAAAAGACUUGUGUGUCAAGGGUUGGAACUGGGGCGCCGCUAACUUCUCUGGCCCUCUACUGUCAUUCGAAGUGGGCGACACCCCUGCCUUUGAGAUCCCCCUGGCCAGCGUGUCCCAGUGCGCCACGGGGAAGAACGAGGUGACGUUGGAGUUCCACCAGAACGACGAGGCAGAGGUGUCGCUCAUGGAGGUCCGCUUUUACGUCCCGCCCAGGGACGCCACCGCCACAGACGAGGAGCCGGAACCCGUGGAGGUAUUCAGAGACAAUGUGCUGUCCAAGGCGGAUGUGAUCCAAGCAACAGGAGAUGCCCUGUGUGUCUUCAGAGAGCUGCAGUGUUUAACACCCAGGGGGAGGUAUGAUAUCCGAAUCUACCCUAGCUUCCUUCAUCUCCAUGGCAAGACGUUCGACUACAAGAUCCCCUACACCACGGUGCUGCGCCUCUUCCUGCUUCCUCACAAGGACCAGAGGCAGAUCUUCUUUGUGGUCAGUCUAGACCCGCCCAUUAAGCAGGGACAGACGCGUUACCACUUCCUCAUCCUAAUUUUCUCCAAGGAGGAAGUUCUCAGCCUGUCGCUCAACAUGACAGAGGAGGAGGUGGAGAAGCGUUAUGAGGGGAAGCUCAGUAAGAACAUGUCUGGACCUCUUUAUGAGAUGGUCAGCAGAGUGAUGAAGGCUCUGGUCAACAGGAAGAUCACAGUGCCAGGAAACUUCCUGGGUCACUCUGGGACCCAGUGCAUCACGUGUUCCUUCAAGGCCUCGUCAGGCCUGCUGUACCCGCUGGAGAGGGCCUUCAUCUAUGUACACAAGCCGCCCGUUCACCUGCGCUUCGAGGAGGUGUCCUGUGUUAACUUUGCCAGAGGCACCACCACCACACGCUCUUUUGACUUUGAAAUCAAGACCAAGCAGGGGAACCAGUUCACCUUCAGCAGCAUUGAGAGAGAGGAGUACGGCAAACUGUUUGAUUUUGUCACUGCCAAGAAGCUCAGUAUCAAGAACAGAGGAUUCAAGGAGAAAAAGGGCACGAAGCGCAAAGAUGACAUGAUGGAGGACUCAGACGAAGACCGGCACGAUGCCUACCUGGAGAGGAUGAAGGCGGAGGGCAAGAUCCGAGAGGAGGCCAACGACAGCGACGACUAUGAGGGAGAGAGCGAUGAGUCGUUUAACCCCGGAGAGGAGGAGGACGACAUAGAGGAAGAGUAUGACAGUAAGGCGUCGGCCAGCGACAGCAGUGUAGAGGGAGGAGUCAGUGACAGGGAGACCAAGAAGAGAGCAGCCAGGAAGGCCAAGGUGCUGAAGGAGAGGAAACCACGCGAGAAGAAGCAGAAGGACGGCAACGCUCCCAAGAGGCCAAUGAGCGCCUACUUCCUGUGGCUUAACGCCAGCCGUGAGGCCAUCAAAUCCGAGCGCCCCGGAAUGUCGGUCACGGAGGUCUCCAGGAGGGCCGGGGAGAUGUGGAGGGAACUGGGGAAGGAGCAGAAAGAGCUGUCUCCCCCAUGUUUCUGCCUUUUCUCUUUGUCUGUCUGUUCUUGUCUGUCUGUCUGUCAGGAGUGGGAUGUCAAAGCGGAGGAGGCGAAGAAAGCCUAUGAGGUAGCAAUGAGGGAGUACAGAGAGAGUGGAAAGGGAACAUCGGCACCUUCCAAAGGGGAGAGGAAGAAGAAGGGAUGGACGAGAGAUGAGAAGAAGAGGAGGACGUCUGGUGAAGGGAAGGAGGGAGAGAGGGAGAGAACAACAGGAAAUGACAGCUUUAAGAGCAGGGAGUUUGUCUCCAGUGACGAGAGCUCCUCAGACAGGGGCGAGGCAAAACGCAAACGCAAGGGUUCAGAUAAAGAGGAGGAUGGGUCCUCGACCCCACCCAGUUCUGAAUCCGGGUCAGACUGGAUGGAGCAAUAAAGACAAGAAUGAAGAUGGAGAGAUGAGGGAGAAGAGUGUAUCUUCUCCUUUACACUGGUUGGAUCCCUUUUUAUAGUAUAUCUGGUUCUAUUUUCGUUGUUUCUGUAUUAAUGAAGCGCAAUGAAGAUAAUUAAUGCUAAUUAGUUUGUAAAUACCCUGUUCCUCAUUUUAGGAAGAGAAAUAAAUAACAUAUUAAUUUAUUUCUUAACUCAUUCUAGAGGAUAACUUGAUGAUAGCUGGGUCAGAUUCCUGUCUGCUCAAUCAUUACCCUGUUGGUUCGGUCUGUGAACAACUUAGGUAAAAAAAAAACCUUGCCUGCUGUGAAAGUCUUCCCAAAUGAAUUAAAUAUUUUCUUGUGAAUGCUGAA